CGAUGUCACUUUUCAAAGAUACAUGCAUCUAUAGACUGAACACGUAAUACGCAUGCGCAUGACAUCACCGUUUUUACAAAUUCGCGUUUUUUAAGUUUACAUGUAGAUGAUAAUGGUGUCGCUUUCAAAAACUUGCAUUUUGAAUCCCUUUUUCAAAAGUCCGUUUUCAGGUCCCAAAAAAAAAUGAAAAAAAUAGGUUGAGUGAAGAUUCAAUGACUCACCCGUAACACACACGCUGAAUUCGGAAUAGGACACUACCGUAAUUGCACUUCCAUAUUUUUAUUUAGCAGAAAUAGUAAGAGUAGUAUGCUAUUCCGAAAUAAACCACUGACAAAUCCGAUCGAAUCUUUUUAAUUGAACUUGUUUAAGAUUUGAAUCAUUGGAAUGAAUCGAAUCUCUACCACAAGCCUACUUCACGCACAAACUUCUCACAGCUGCCUAUCUCAGUUCUGACCUGGUCGUUUUAGUUGAAUUUUUAUAUAAUGCGAGUGGGUUUUUUUAUAUAUUAAAAGUGGGUUACACUGCUGUUGAAUAAGGUGUCUUCCCGUUUGGUGAAAUCACAGACAGCGAGUGACAGAUAAACCGGUAUUUAAUCUGCUGGCAGAUGUGCGUUUCCAUCAGAGCGCCGGCACAAGAUUUAAUCAUUUCCUCGGUGUACCAAAGAGCAAAGACGUUGUCGAGGUCGACUGUUGCCAGAUUUGAAGUUAAUCUUCACAACGGAUCCAUGUUUGCGGAUCAGAGAGUCGACUUUGCCCUCAAUUGAGCCCGCGCGCACGGACUGGGAGUCGUUCUCCGCGCGCUCGGUCCCUGUCAGCAGCACCACUAUGUCCUGAAAGCACCGCGGGAGGGAUGCUCAUUCACGGUGACUUAUUCUGGAAAGUGAUGCCCAGUUAGCACCUAUGGAUGUGAGGAUGGGUGAUUCCCACCAGUACGAGUGAGUGGAAAGAUGCUGCUCGGAUGGAAAUUACACCUGUAUGGAUACAAAAAGAAGAAGGAUAUGGAUGUUGAAUGUUCCUCCUGCAGGUGCACCAUGCUGAAGGGGACAGGUGUGAGCUUCAUCCUGCUGUGUCUGAUGGCAGAGGUCAGUCUCAGCGCGCAGCAGGUCUUGAGAAUCGGUGGGAUUUUCGAGACACUUGAGAAUGAACCGAUUAGCGUGGAGGAACUAGCCUUCAAAUUCGCUGUAACCAACAUUAACAGAAACAGGACUUUAAUGCCCAACACCACCCUCACCUAUGACAUCCAGAGAAUCAACCUGUUCGACAGCUUCGAGGCCUCCAGACGAGCCUGUGAUCAGCUGGCUCUCGGUGUGGCCGCAGUGUUCGGCCCGUCCCACAGUUCUUCAGUGAGUGCGGUCCAGUCCAUCUGUAACGCGCUGGAGGUUCCUCACAUCCAGACCCGCUGGAAACACCCGUCUGUGGACAACAAAGACAGCUUCUACAUCAACCUGUACCCAGACUACGCCUCCAUCAGCCGUGCUGUGCUGGACAUCGUGCAGUUCUACAAGUGGAAAGCCGUGACGGUGGUGUACGAGGACGCAACAGGUCUAAUUCGUCUUCAGGAGCUGAUCAAGGCUCCGUCGCGGUACAGUAUCAAGAUCAAAAUCCGACAGUUACCGAUAGGAAGUAAAGAUGCCCGGCCGCUUCUUAAAGAGAUGAAGAAGGGGAAGGAGUUUUGUGUCAUCUUUGACUGCUCGUACCAGACCGCUGCAGACGUCCUUAAACAGCUGUUGUCUAUGGGCAUGAUGACAGAAUACUACCAUUUCUUUUUUACCACUUUGGAUCUGUAUGCGUUGGACCUGGAGCCGUACAGAUACAGCGGGGUGAACAUGACGGGUUUCCGUCUGCUCAACAUCGAUAACCCUCAGGUGGCGUCAGUGGUGGAGAAAUGGUCCAUGGAGCGACUGCAGGCCCCACCCAAACCCGAGACCGGCCUGCUGGAUGGAAUGAUGACAACUGAAGCAGCGCUGAUGUAUGAUGCGGUGUAUAUGGUCGCUGCCGCGUCCCAGCGAGCGUCUCAGAUCACCGUGAGCUCACUGCAGUGUCACCGGCACAAACCCUGGCGCUUCGGCUCCAGAUUCAUCAGCCUGUUCAAAGAGGCUCAGUGGAACGGACUGACUGGACAGAUAAUCAUAAACAAGACGGACGGCCUGAGGAAAGAUUUCGAUCUCGACAUCAUCAGUCUGAAAGAGGAUGGGAUGGAAAAGAUUGGUGUGUGGAACUCAAACACUGGCCUUAACCUGACAGACAGCAACAAAGACAAAAACGCCAACGUGACCGACUCCAUGGCCAACCGGACACUUAUUGUCACCACAAUUCUGGAAAACCCGUAUGUGAUGUACAAGAAGUCAGAUAAGCCGCUGUAUGGGAACGACCGGUUUGAAGGCUACUGUUUGGACCUGCUGAAGGAGUUGUCCAACAUCCUGGGCUUUUCCUAUGAGGUCAAACUGGUGUCUGAUGGGAAAUAUGGAGCCCAGAAUGACAAAGGAGAGUGGAACGGCAUGGUCAGAGAGCUAAUCGAUCAUGUGGCAGAUUUGGCCGUAGCACCGCUCACCAUCACUUACGUGAGAGAGAAAGUCAUUGAUUUUUCCAAGCCCUUCAUGACUCUGGGAAUCUCUAUUCUCUACCACAAACCCAAUGGCACCAAUCCAGGCGUGUUCUCCUUCCUAAACCCGCUCUCUCCGGACAUCUGGAUGUAUGUGCUGCUGGCCUGCCUCGGGGUCAGCUGUGUGCUGUUCGUCAUCGCCAGGUUUACCCCGUAUGAAUGGUACAACCCUCAUCCCUGCAACCCUGAUUCUGAUGUGGUUGAGAACAACUUCACUUUAAUCAACAGUGUUUGGUUUGGGGUUGGAGCCCUUAUGCAGCAAGGUUCGGAGUUAAUGCCCAAGGCUUUGUCCACCAGGAUUGUUGGAGGGAUCUGGUGGUUCUUCACCCUCAUCAUCAUCUCGUCCUACACGGCUAACCUGGCCGCCUUCCUCACUGUAGAGCGAAUGGACUCGCCCAUAGACUCGGCCGAUGACCUGGCCAAACAGACCAAGAUCGAGUACGGUGCCGUGAGGGACGGCUCCACUAUGACUUUCUUUAAGAAAUCAAAGAUCUCCACCUAUGAGAAGAUGUGGGCGUUCAUGAGCAGCCGGAAGAACACGGCGCUGGUGAAGAAUAACAGAGAGGGCAUCCAGCGUGUGCUGACCACAGACUACGCUCUUCUGAUGGAGUCCACCAGCAUCGAGUACAUCAGCCAGAGAAACUGCAACCUCACACAGAUCGGCGGCCUCAUCGACUCGAAGGGCUACGGAGUGGGAACUCCUAUCGGUUCCCCGUAUCGUGACAAGGUGACCAUCGCCAUCCUGCAGUUACAGGAAGAGGGGAAGCUCCACAUGAUGAAGGAGAAGUGGUGGCGAGGAAACGGAUGUCCCGAGGAGGACAGUAAAGAGGCCAGCGCUCUGGGCGUGGAGAACAUCGGAGGAAUCUUCAUCGUGCUGGCGGCCGGACUCGUCCUCUCCGUGUUUGUGGCGAUCGGGGAGUUCAUCUAUAAGUCCAGGAAGAACCUGGACAUCGAAGAGGUGAGCGUGGGACAGUGUGAAUGGCACAAUAAAUACUGAUGGAGCUGGUGGACAUCAUAUGACUUCAGAGUUUUACAGUUUUGCUCCUCGACCCUCCUAAACCCGGAUAUACACUGACUGAACAUUACCUGUGGUGUUAUAUGAUGUCAGCUGUGUUAUAACUGGGGGCGACGAUGGACACUGAGCAAAAUUUUUUUUUUUUUUUUACAUUUUCAGAGAUGAACAAUGAGAUGAAAAGUCAGUGAAAUAUGAAUAAAGACAGGAGGGUUAGUUAAGGUGGAUUGCAGUUCAACUAUUACGCCAGUUAAUAUAUUGUAGAGUAGUUCACAUCCAUGUAGUUUGUAAUUAGAUUUAAAGGACUUGAACAUUUUAUUCUUUACAGACAUAUUCCUUCUUAAUCUAAUUUAUGAUAAGACAUGUCUGUGGGUUUUAUUAUAGGUGAUGUGUGUAAUUUUUCCAUGUCGAAAUGUGAAUUUCAAGCUUAAUUUGCAGAGUCAUCUAUAGGUUGAUUUUCCUGAAGUGCGCAAACAUUUUUAACAUGCCUGAAAAGUUGAAUGUUAGAUGGGAAACCUGUUUGAAAACAGUCAUUUAUUUUAUUUGGUGAUGCAGAAAUGAUAUACUUCACCUUUAAAGGCUCAUGCUGACUGUUUUAGCCUUUCUCGUAUAAAAUUACUUAUUUUAUUUCAUGACUGUUGGUAACAUUUGUCUUAAAGCCGUGUGUUAUAUGAACCCCUUUUUUAACAGUGAGAACAAACAAACAUGUCUAUAAUGCAGAUUUAACAUGCAGAUCCAGCAUUGCAGAUGUCCUAACCAGUCAUUUUUCUGCCUCGUUGAAAUUGAAAAUGCUGUGCAGAUCAUAAUUGUGAUGUUUAAUAUGCAAUGUGGCGUGGAUAAAUGGAUUUGAAUCUGCACAACACAACAAAUGUUUUGUCACGGCUCUUUUUGUGGUCGCAGCGAUUUUAAACCUCAGAUCAACGGACUGGUUACAUUUUAUUUAGUCUACAGGUGCAAGACUUUUUCUUUUUUGUCGUCAUCAUAUUUGCUUUUGUAUUGUUUGACACUUAUGAAAAUGCAUAUAAAUAUUUUAUCACAUUGAAAUGAUUUCUUUAUGAGAACAAUUUGUUUAAUUUCCUUUUUUAUUAUUUGCCUGUUGUAGUCUGAUCAAUGCUUUAAUGAUGUUUUUUUUCACAGAUGGAUGUUCAGUCCGCAUCUGAAACUAAUAUGGACUGUGAAUUGAGUUCAAGUAUUUUAUUAUUGAUCCACUUUGGUGAUGGGCUUAUACUGAGAAAACACCAUCAUUGAUUUCUAUCAAUAAAAUCAAGUAAUGAAAACGGCAAAUUA
Messenger RNA from Ctenopharyngodon idella (grass carp), 4900 nucleotides. RefSeq names its product glutamate receptor, ionotropic, kainate 1b (gene grik1b). The record is from RefSeq and is a predicted model, not a curated record. Gene Ontology annotation, cellular component: presynaptic membrane; kainate selective glutamate receptor complex; postsynaptic membrane. The transcript is spliced from 15 exons. Gene Ontology annotation, biological process: modulation of chemical synaptic transmission; synaptic transmission, glutamatergic; monoatomic ion transport. The coding region runs from base 947 to 3598 and encodes 883 amino acids. NCBI's taxonomy places the organism in Eukaryota, Metazoa, Chordata, Actinopteri, Cypriniformes, Xenocyprididae. Gene Ontology annotation, molecular function: transmitter-gated monoatomic ion channel activity involved in regulation of postsynaptic membrane potential; kainate selective glutamate receptor activity.